UGCACACUGUGUGAUGGCGCAAAACGGGAUUAUAGAAAACGGGCAGACAGAAGGGGAAAGAGCAGCUCUUCCUCAGCCAGAGAGGGUUACAGAGGUCAGGUACACCAAGAUCUUCAUCAAUAAUGAAUGGUACAAUUCAGUAAGCGGAAAGAGAUUUGCAACAUACAAUCCAGCAACAGGUGUCAAAAUCUGUGACGUGGAAGAAGCCGACAGGCUGGAUGUAGACAAGGCGGUGGAGGCGGCCAAAGCAGCCGGUAAGCGGGGCUCUCCGUGGAGGAAGAUGGACGUGUCGAGUCGAGGCCGACUGCUGAACAAGCUCGCUGACCUGAUGGAGAGAGACCGCACUCUCCUCGCCACACUGGAGACAAUGGAUACAGGAAAACCCUUCCUCCACUCAUUCUUCAUUGACCUGGAUGGCAGUAUCAAAACUCUGAGGUACUACGCUGGCUGGGCAGACAAGAUACAUGGCAAAACAAUGCCAGUUGACGACAACUUCAUGUGUUUCACCAAACACGAGCCCAUUGGAGUCUGCGGAGCAAUCAUUCCGUGGAACUUCCCGCUGCUGAUGUUCGUGUGGAAGAUCGCCCCGGCCCUGUGCUGCGGUAACACGGUGAUCGUCAAGCCGGCUGAGCAGACACCCCUCACGGCUCUCCACAUGGGCUCGCUGAUCAAGGAGUGUGGUUUCCCCCCUGGGGUUGUGAACAUCUUGCCAGGUUUUGGGCCUACCGCUGGAGCAGCCAUAUCCAGUCAUAUGGACAUUGACAAGGUGGCCUUCACCGGGUCCACAGAAGUUGGAAAAUUAAUCAAAGAAGCAGCUGCUAGAAGCAACCUGAAAAGAGUGACUCUGGAGCUCGGAGGGAAAAACCCCUGCAUUGUCCUAGCCGACGCAGACUUGCAGCUGGCCGUGGAGGAGGUCCAGCGAGGUGCUUUCUUCAACCAGGGCCAGUGCUGCACAGCGGCCGCGCGGGUCUUCGUGGAAGAGCCGGUGUAUGAGGAGUUCGUGCGCCGCAGCGUCGAGAGCGCCAAGAAGGUGGCAGUGGGGGACCCCAUGGACCCGCGGAUGUCGCACGGACCCCAGAUUGACCAGAGGCAGGUCGAUAAGAUCCUGGACCUGAUCGAGGCCGGCAAGCGAGAGGGAGCCAAGCUCGAGUGCGGAGGCUGCGCCGUGGAAGACAGAGGACUCUUCGUUCAGCCCACUGUGUUCUCGGGCGUCAGAGACCACAUGCGCAUUGCCACCGAGGAGAUCUUCGGACCAGUGCAGUGCAUAUUCUCAUUUAAGAGCCAGGAGGAGGCAAUAGACAGAGCCAACAGAACGCAAUACGGCCUGGCUGCAGCUGUGUUCACACGCGACAUGGACCGGGCCCUGAGCAUUUCGUCCGCCCUGCAGGCUGGCACUGUGUGGGUGAACUGCUACAACGCUCUUCACGUUCAAGCUCCAUUUGGCGGCUACAAAAUGUCAGGAAACGGAAGAGAACUCGGAGAGUACGCCUUGGCGGAGUACUCUGAAGUGAAAGCAGUUACCAUCAGGCUCACAGAGAAACCCUGAAAGGGGAACAAGGCACUUCUGCGGAUGCCAGCUCUGAUAUGGGAGGACGAGGACAGUCUGCUGAAUAGGCAGUCACGCAUCUCCAUCUCCGCUCCACUCGCUCUUGCACUGGGUGCCACCCGAGAGACAGCUGGAAAAGAAUGGAGAUUUGCUCUUGGCACAACUGACAGUCCAAAAAAAAAAAGACUGCUCUGAUGAAAAUUCAAUUUAAAAAAAUAAAAUAAAAUACAUUUGCUGUUCUUCAGACAACACAAAACAUGGAAACAUGGCAGGUGUUUCAGCUCUGUUGAGGCCGCCAUGAAUUAAUUGUUUUCUCUUCAAAGAUGCUAAGGUGCUUCGGGACAUUCGCAGAGAAAUAGUUUCCAUGCACUUGCCAAAACAGGCACCUC
Molecule: messenger RNA, 1935 nt
Organism: Scleropages formosus (Asian bonytongue)
Lineage: Eukaryota; Metazoa; Chordata; Actinopteri; Osteoglossiformes; Osteoglossidae
Gene: aldh1a3
Product: aldehyde dehydrogenase 1 family, member A3
Exons: 13
Coding region: 14-1546 (510 amino acids)
Molecular function (GO): oxidoreductase activity, acting on the aldehyde or oxo group of donors, NAD or NADP as acceptor
Source: RefSeq, a predicted model, not a curated record